Molecule: messenger RNA, 864 nt
Organism: Schistosoma turkestanicum
Lineage: Eukaryota; Metazoa; Platyhelminthes; Trematoda; Strigeidida; Schistosomatidae
Source: the annotation of a GenBank genome assembly
AAUUCAUUAUUGUAAGGGAAAAGCAAAAAAUGCGAUUGAAGGCUGUAUUAUUAUGGAUCCACAAUCAGGAUAUAAGAGAGCUAAGGCCAUUCUAAAACAGCUCUUUGGACAGUCGCAUGUAAUAGCGCGAGAAACCUUAGAGGACUUAUUUAGAACUGGGAAUGUAGAAUUUAAUGAUCCUGAAUCAUUGACGAACUUGGCUAUUAAAAUGCAGAACGCUGCUUUAACUUUAGAACAGUUAAAUUGUACAGCUGAACUUAACUCUAUGGCUACUUUAGAACGAAUAGUAAGGCUCUUACCUCGUCGAAUGCAAGCCCAGUGGGCAGAGCUAGUAUUCAAGUGGGACGAAGAGGAGAGAGAGCCCAAUUUUAACGAAUUGACGGAAUUUAUUAUGUCUCGUGCUAAGAUAGCUAGUAGUAGGUUUGGAAGAUUAGCUUAUCAGGCUAAAACAGGAAAUAAUACGGAAGCUACUAGUGGUCUGCGUGCGAGACAUUCGGAUUUUUCGUUUCUACCUAAAGCACGCUCGGAAGAUAAGAGAUUUGUCAAUUAUAUCACGAAAGCAUACGCUGAUGAAGGACGAGUAUGUGACCGUAACGAUGUAAAGCCUCUUGAUGCGUGUCCUAGCAAGAAGCCGGUUGGUGUAACAGAUAAGAUGGCUUUUCUAAGUAUAGAAAAGAAAGAAAAAGGUGAAAAGUGUAGGCAUCAAGAUGGAUCCGAAGUGUGUGAUGAUAAAAGCCUCUUAGCUGCUCGAAAAGCCUGGAACGGUUAUUUGGAUUCGAGUAAUCAGAGGUUAAUGAGUUCAGCAAAUAUGAAUAAGGCCCAGGCAGGAUUGACUGAACGGAAUAAAGCUUAUUUUCGGAACCC